This is a messenger RNA of Cornus florida, 1862 nucleotides long. RefSeq lists its product as uncharacterized. The transcript is spliced from 5 exons. Lineage: Eukaryota; Viridiplantae; Streptophyta; Magnoliopsida; Cornales; Cornaceae. Gene Ontology annotation, molecular function: RNA-DNA hybrid ribonuclease activity; nucleic acid binding. Bases 77 to 1636 code for a protein of 519 amino acids. The record is from RefSeq and is a predicted model, not a curated record.
UCUCAGCCAAAAACCCUAGGGGCAACAACGCAUUCCCUCUCUCUCUCUCCCACAUCCAAAAACCGUAGAUGCAGCAAUGGCAUCAAGAGAUCUCACCACAUUUUACUCGAAGCUUUUCUCUCGAAUGCCUGUUCGUUCCCCCCGCACCUUAUCUCCUCCAAUCUCCAGAUCAGAUAUUCCAACUAACAAUUCAGAUUCGGAGUCGCGCUCCAAACAACUUCCUCACGCCGAAGGUAAGAAAAACAGAGCAUUCAAUCGAUUUCUGAAAGAAGGGUCAGAAUUCCCCUGCAAUAUGAUGAAGCAAGGGCUGAAGCUGUGGUUUGCAGUCAACUCUCUCCACGCCAAGGCAGCGGAAGAGGUGGAUGAUGAUCCUCUGUCCGCGGAGGAGUACCCAAGAAGUUACUACGGCAAUAUCGAUCGCCCUCGGAGUCGCUACAAGAUGGGAGAGAUCGUGGUUCUUAAGAACAUGAAGCUGCAAAUGAUGAUGAGGAACACUUGUGACAGCCGACGAUGGUUUACAAGUCGUAUUGAUGCAAUUAGUGUUGCGACCAAUGUUGAGAGUAAUGCCUUUUCUACCAACAAGGCUGGUGAUGCAAUUAACGGUGAGGGCCCAGGAAUCCUUCAUCGGAUGGCGCGUGCCGUUUACAUCAAGAAAGGAAAGUUUGCAAACAUCGACAAUUUAAUCGAAAGCGUAGUAUCUCUUAUCAAAAAGGAAGGAAAGUUUCAAUACUCCCUCAGUUUUGUCGAGGAAAUUAGUAGAUACCAACAUAGAUUUUUUGAAAAGAAGCACCACAUAAAAUUAGAAAAUUAUGGGUUGUACAAAAAAGGUAACAUUGAUUGGCAUGUGGCUGGGGUUUCCAAGUCGAGAUAUAUGUCGAUAGAAGACUUCAUGAAGUGGGUGUCCUGGAUUCCUAGAAUGUAUGACAAAAGGAUUUAUAAUUACAUGUUUAAGCAGCAAAUGUAUGUUUUGGAGAGUUUGCGGAUGACUCUACUAAGAAAGGAUAUAGGCAACUGUGUUUGGCGUCCACCACUCAUGGGAUGGUACAAAUUAAAUGUUUAUGGGUUUUUUAAGGAAAAUCUUGGUGGGACCAAAGAAGCUUCUUGUGGAGUAGUAUGGAGAGAUUUUAGGGGAAGGAUUGUGAAAAUUUUCCAUAAGCCACUUCCUGAUGCGACAUCUAGAGAGGAAGUUCUCUUACUUGGAGUGCAUUAUGGUUUAGAUAAAACUCUCCAAAGAAGAUCGGGAGCAAAGAAAAUAGUAUUGGAGAUUGACCAUAAAAGAAUUUUCAACGUGCUAAACUGUGAUAAGCCUAAACCACUGGAAUGUUCACUGGAAUGUUCAGAACUUUACGACAAAACUUUGGAUAUGUUGGUAAAAUUUGAGGGAUGUGACAUAUGGUUUUCACAUGGAAAUGCUGUGGCUAAUAGAGUUGCGUAUAUAGCUUCGCAUUUGACCGUGGGACAGAGUUUUCCGAUAGGAGACAAAGGUUUUAAGACACUAGUCAGGUGUGAUCGAUUGAGAAUUCCACGACAUGGGAUCUUCCUGAAAGAAAGUAUGGAAAUUGACGAUUCGUCAUCGGACGAAUCGUCGGAUGACGAACCCGAACCGUAUUUCUUCAGUGACUAUCAUCAUAUAUAAAUGUAUUUUAAAUUCCUAAAAAGAAAAAGUUAUUAGCUUGAUAUUGUGUUGUUCCCCUGGCACUAAAAACGAAAAUAAAAAUAUAGGAAAAUUGAGAUGGGCUCUAUUUCAUCUGUAUCAAAAUAAUCCUAGUUUGUGUUUUCUAUAUAUUGUAGACUCUAAAUCAUGACAAUCACACUUAUUUAUGCUCCUAUUUCUAUGUAAGCCUUUUUUUUACUUCUACAAA